Molecule: messenger RNA, 1032 nt
Organism: Laccaria bicolor S238N-H82
Lineage: Eukaryota; Fungi; Basidiomycota; Agaricomycetes; Agaricales; Hydnangiaceae
Exons: 4
Coding region: 1-1032 (343 amino acids)
Source: RefSeq, a predicted model, not a curated record
AUGCUCGACGCAUUCAAGAUAAAGCCAUUCGAUUUGACGCCCAUCUUCGCAGAGUGGACGAACGGCCCAAUAUUCAGCGGAAACCCAAAGAAAGACCUGCCCGUCGACGAGUGGCUGGACCAAAUAAAGGCGGGGUGCAUCGAGCGAGGGGUGCCGGAGGAAUACUGGUACAAAGUCGCGCAGCAUUUCAUGGGACCAAAAGCGAAAGCCAGGCUCCAUGAGCUGAAACAGAUUAUCGUUAAAGUGCAUGGGGGGAAAUAUCGCUGGACAUGGAAGAAGUUCAAGGUUGCAAUGCAGAAUAUGGGUUGGGGAAUUGACAAGGACGCAACGGAGACCAUAAAAGUCCAGGGCAAGUCCUCUGGACUUUGGUUCAUGAGGAAGAAGGACAAGGAAGAUGACAAGACCACUCCUGCCACCACUGAUGAGUCUCCGGAACGAACACCGCCCACACGAUCCAACUCCAUGUUUUUCUUCAACAAGAAGCCGGUCGAAGAACCGUGUGGGAGCGAGCAAUUCGAGGUGGUUUCCCGCCCUUCAAUGCGUGACAGAGCCGCAACAGUAGACGCGUCAUCGUCGACAUCCUUCUGGCCCGCUCGCCGCCCAUCAGUUUCCGGAUCAAAGGAUGAAACGCCUGAAAGACCUGGACACCAGAAGUCCAAAUCCACAUCCGCGGUUGUGACAACCACCUCUCAUAGUAACAUCUCAAGGCCAACCACGCCUCAAAGGUCACAGACAACAGACGAAGUCGCCGUCACAACAAUCGCCAACGCGCCAGUGUGGCUGUUGAACGCCUGCACGGCGCUGGACUACAUCACCAGCGAACAUCCCAAAGCAAUGAGCGUCUUGAGCGCUAUCCUUAUCACUGCUGGAUCUCUCCCCGCCAUUCCCGCCAUCAGUGCUGGCGCAGGUGGUGCGGUGUUGGCGUCGGGAGCGGCUCACGCCAUUGGUGCCAUCGCAGUUGGCCUUGGCCAAGUCCUAGGCGCGUCCAUCAAGAAUUCACAAGCACAGACGCAGACCCCAGCAGGUCAUUGA